Acaulospora colombiana is the source of this 156-nucleotide messenger RNA. Lineage: Eukaryota; Fungi; Glomeromycota; Glomeromycetes; Diversisporales; Acaulosporaceae. The record is from the annotation of a GenBank genome assembly.
AUGCCGGGUAUCUUCGAUGGUCCUGUGAAUGGGACUCCGCGCUAUCCGGCCGAGGGACUAUGGCACUUGGGCAGCUGUGACGGCAGGAUUUCCGGCUACAUAUUAUAUAUGGGUUACGGAAGGUCUAUAUCUUCGGUGCAAGUCUUGGUGCUAUAG